Messenger RNA from Talpa occidentalis (Iberian mole), 2073 nucleotides. It is a transcript of the gene P2RY12, whose product is annotated as purinergic receptor P2Y12. The record is from RefSeq and is a predicted model, not a curated record. Bases 111 to 1130 code for a protein of 339 amino acids. Gene Ontology annotation, molecular function: G protein-coupled purinergic nucleotide receptor activity. The transcript is spliced from 2 exons. Gene Ontology annotation, biological process: G protein-coupled receptor signaling pathway; blood coagulation. Gene Ontology annotation, cellular component: membrane. Lineage: Eukaryota; Metazoa; Chordata; Mammalia; Eulipotyphla; Talpidae.
AGGAAAAUACCAGAUGCCACUUCUCUGCAGAUUGCAUUAACUACCAUCUACUGGAUACAUUCAAAUCCUUCAGAAUCAACAAAGUAAUCAGGCAGGAAGAAGUUCAGGUCAUGGACAAUCUAACUUCUGCAGCUGGAAAUGGAAGCCUGUGUGCCAGAGAUUACAAAAUCACCCAGGUCCUCUUCCCUCUGCUCUAUAUUGUCCUGUUUAUCAUUGGACUUAUCAUGAACAGCCUGGCAAUGAGGAUUUUCUUUCAAAUUCGCAGUAAAUCUAACUUUAUAAUUUUUCUUAAGAACACAGUCAUCUCCGAUCUUCUCAUGAUUCUGACCUUUCCAUUCAAAAUCCUCAGUGAUGCCAAGCUAGGAACUGGACCCCUGAGAACCUUUGUGUGCCAAGUGACCUCCGUCAUAUUUUAUUUCACAAUGUAUAUCAGCAUUUCAUUCUUAGGACUGAUAACAAUUGAUCGAUAUCAGAAAACCACCAGACCAUUUAAAACAUCCAACCCCAAAAAUCUCUUGGGGGCUAAGAUUCUCUCUGUCAUCAUCUGGGUAUUCAUGUUCUUACUUUCUCUGCCUAACAUGAUUCUGACCAACAAGCGGCCAAAAGACAAGAAUGUGAAGAAAUGCUCUUUCCUCAAAUCAGAAUUUGGUUUGGUCUGGCAUGAAAUAGUCAAUUAUAUCUGUCAAGUCAUUUUCUGGAUUAAUUUUUUAAUUGUCAUUGUAUGUUACACACUCAUUACAAAAGAACUAUACAGGUCCUAUGUUAGAACAAGGGGCAUGGGGAAAGCCCCCAGGAAAAAGGUGAACAUCAAAGUUUUCAUUAUCAUUGCUGUGUUCUUUAUUUGUUUUGUUCCUUUCCAUUUUGCCCGAAUUCCUUAUACUCUGAGUCAAACCCGAGAUGUCUUUGACUGCUCUGCUGAGAACACUUUAUUCUAUGUGAAAGAAAGCACUCUCUGGCUAACUUCCUUGAAUGCCUGCUUGGAUCCAUUCAUCUACUUUUUCCUUUGCAAGUCCUUCAAAAAUUCCUUGAUGAGUAUGCUGAAGUGCUCCAAUUUUGUAACAUCUCCAUCCCAAGAAAACAGGAAAAAAGGACAGAAUGGCGAUGACCCAAAUGAAGAAACACCAAUGUAAACAAACUGAGGAAAUACCUCAAUCAGUUAGUGUUCUGAACACUUAAAAGGAAAGCACUAUAUAAAAAUACUAAUGCUGACUAAGAAGUAGCUGUGUUAAUAACCAUGACUCUGGAAACAACUACAGACUACAAAAGUAAUUUUACUUGCUUCUCCAGUAUUAAAAGCUAUCUUAAAAUGUAGAACAAUACUCAAACAUGUAGCUGCAGAGCAUGACAAACUAUAUCUAAUUACUAAAACGCAUGCACAGCUACACAGACAGAAUUGAUGAUUUACAGAGUUUUGGCAAAAUGGGUAAUAACUCUAUAAUAACCCCUACUAUAAUUCUUUAAAUAAUAAUAAAUUUUUGAUCACAUUAUUAUCAACCUAUUAAAAACAAACAAGGAAAGAAUGUUAUCACCAAAAGAUAUAUGUAUUAAGAUCUAAAACAGUCUAGUACCCUGAUCAAAUGUGAUACCCAUUAUAAUAAUUUAAGUGGGACAAAGAAUAUUAACUACUAAUUUUAAUUAUUGGCAAAAACCCAGUAGAUUUAAACUAAAUGAAAUGGUAAUUGUAUUAGAUUUUUAAAACUUUUCAUUAAAAGGAUAGCAGUUUAAAAAAUACCUUUCCAAUAAAAAUAGCAGAAAUCACAAAUAACCUUAAAUUUUAUUUAAUAUUAUAAGUAGCAAAUAUUAAAAUAAGUUGUUUUUGAGAUAUUCUAAUGCCAAAAACUUAUUAUUUCCUAACACUAGAGAAACCAGUUUUACUAAUAUUUUGACUUUAGUAAAUACAAUACCAUCAUUGACACUUUUAUCAACUAGCUUCUAGAAACUACUUGCUACUCGGGUAAAUGAAAAUUUCUCUUGGCAAGAAAAACAAAUUAAAUAUGAUUAUGCAGUUGCACGGCAUACCUGUUAACAGGGAAGUGAUUAAAAAUUUGGAUUUGCAUGUUUGUCAUUAGUGUA